UGUUCACUUACUGGCUGCAAAAACAUGGAUAACGUAACUGAAGGAACGUGGGAUUCUUUACCUCAAAAGUUAAAUGAAAAUAUUCUCCAAACGCUCAGGGACUUGGACUUCACCCAUAUGACUCCAGUUCAGUCAGCAACAAUUCCUCUUUUUAUGAAGAACAAAGACAUUGCUGCAGAAGCGAUAACUGGAAGUGGCAAAACUCUGGCAUUUGUAAUUCCACUUUUGGAAAUUCUUCUGAAAAGAGAACAGAAAUUAAAGAAAAGUCAGGUUGGAGCGAUAAUCAUUACCCCAACCCGUGAGCUUGCUGUUCAGAUUGACGAGGUGAUCUCUUAUUUCACUAAACAUUUCCCACAGUUUAGCCAGAUUCUGCUUAUCGGGGGGAGUAAUCCAGUUGAAGAUGUGCAGAAGUUUAAGGAGAAAGGAGGAAACAUUAUUGUGGCCACGCCUGGGCGACUGGAAGACAUGUUCAGAAGACAGGCUGAUGGGCUGGAUUUGGUUACUUGUGUGAAAACCUUGGAAGUCCUUAUUUUGGAUGAAGCAGAUAGACUUCUAGACAUGGGAUUUGAAGCAAGUUUAAACACCAUCCUUGGAUACUUGCCAAAACAGAGGAGAACUGGACUGUUCUCAGCCACGCAGACUCAGGAGCUAGAGAAUCUGGUGAGAGCCGGCUUGCGGAAUCCCGUCCGUAUUACUGUAAAGGAAAAAGGUGUUGCCGCAACAAACACCCAGAAGACCCCAACACGCCUCCAGAAUUGUUAUAUGAUCUGCAAAUCACAUGAAAAAUUCAACUAUCUGGUGAGCUUCCUGCGGCAGAGAAAGCAGGAAAAACACCUAGUGUUUUUCAGUACCUGCGCCUGUGUGGAGUACUAUGGGAAGGCCCUAGAAGCAAUGAUAAAGAAUGUAAAGGUGAUGUCUCUUCAUGGAAAAAUGAAACACAAGCGCAACCGAAUAUUUGCUGAGUUUAGGAAGUUGGACAGUGGUAUUUUAGUAUGCACUGAUGUGAUGGCUCGCGGUAUUGACAUCCCUGAAGUAAACUGGGUACUGCAGUAUGAUCCACCCAGCAGUGCAAGUGCCUUUGUUCACCGCUGUGGACGUACAGCCCGGAUUGGUCAUCAUGGCAGUGCUCUUGUGUUUUUGCUUCCCAUGGAAGAAUCAUAUGUUGAAUUUCUUUCAAUAAAUCAAAAGUGCCCACUGCAGGAAAUGACAGAGCUGACCUUUUCUCAGGACCAUCUACCUAAACUGAAGUCCCUGGCAGCAUCAGACCGGGCCAUGUUUGAUAAAGGAAUGAAAGCCUUUGUGUCUUUUGUCCAGGCUUAUGCCAAGCACGAGUGCAAUUUAAUCUUCCGGGUAAAAGAUUUGGAUUUCUCCUCUCUUGCCCGUGGCUUUGGUCUUCUAAAAAUGCCCAGAAUGCCAGAGCUACGAGGGAAAGACUUUUCAGAUUUUGUCCCUGCCCCUAUCGAUACGAACUCCAUCCCUUACAAAGACAAGAACCGAGAAAAACAAAGGCAGAAGAUGCUGCAGGAAAGGAGGAAGGUGGUUGGCGAGACUAGGAGAAGUUUUGUAAAAAACAAAUCCUGGUCCAAACAGAAAGCUAAAAAGGACAAGAGAAAGAAAACCGCACUGAAAAGGAAAAAUCAAGAGGGAUCGGAUAUAGAUGAUGAGGAUGUGAAUGAACUGCUCCACGACACCAGAUUAUUAAAGCGGCUGAAGAAGGGUAAAAUCACAAAAGAAGAGUUUGAAAAGGAGUUCUCCACCUCAGCUAAAAAGACUUUAGAAGAUGAACCUUCUGACUGAAUGUAUUCACCUGAACUCAUUGUGAUCAGUCACUUUGAGGUGUUUGGCUAUUGGGAAAUGUGAAAAGGACAUCUGUGACUCUUUAAAUGUUGGAAUUCACAGGAGUCUAAAUGUGUUCCUGACAUUUUUGGAUAAAGUAGAGAACUGUGAUCCAUGCCAACCUAAUCACUUCCUAUGUAAAGUAAAUAUUUUUGCAAUCAAUUUUUGUGAUUUUAAAUGUUGGAUUGGAAAAAUAACAUUCCCAUGCAUAUCUUUUUGAAUCCUCUUAUUGUACAUAAACCAGAUUUAUUUAUUGGUAUUAUGGUGAACAUGAUUUUAAAUACCAUCACAAACUUUUUACUUUGCUCUUCAUGUGAAAAGUUCUCUAAUCUC
Molecule: messenger RNA, 2169 nt
Organism: Pelobates fuscus (common spadefoot toad)
Lineage: Eukaryota; Metazoa; Chordata; Amphibia; Anura; Pelobatidae
Gene: DDX55
Product: DEAD-box helicase 55
Exons: 14
Coding region: 25-1797 (590 amino acids)
Cellular component (GO): nucleolus
Molecular function (GO): ATP binding; nucleic acid binding
Source: RefSeq, a predicted model, not a curated record